GUACAGGAGUAGAAGAGAACGGAUUGCUAACCGAGCUAGCUGGAUCCUCCCGGUUACAGAAGCAAAGCUGAGCGCGGUCAUGUUUCACACGGUGGGAUUUAUUUCGUGAUAAAAGCCCACGGUGGACUGGAUCCGUCGCCGCUAGGAGAAAGGGGGACUAUUUUUCUUCGGGCGGAGUAACAAAGCCGGUGUGUGUGUGUGUGUUGGAGGGGGGAUUGCAAAUCUGAGCCGUACGAGUCACCGUUAGCUGGCCUAGCCGGACUCGGGAGCUUCGUCUCCCAAAACAAGAAUGGGGUCUGAGUCGACUCGGAUUAGCCUGCUACUAAAGUGACCUUUGAUUGUGUUCCCCCGAUGGCUAACUUAACGAAUUACCAGGAGGGAAAGGCGGCCGUGCUGCUGGUGGAGGCUCAGCAGAGGGACGUUGGGGCCGCCAACACUAACGGUUUAGUCGGGGAACCCCCUUACCCGUUAAUCAAUAUAGCAGGAGGAGGUUCUCGUUUUCUGCAACAUUUACCUCCCUCCAACCACCUCCACCACCACCAAAACAUCAGCACCGACUCGCCAAAGGAUCAACAUCAGCAUCAUCACUACCAGCUGGCUCCACAGCAGCAUCUUUCCGAGUCCCCGGGAAGAAAAGCCUCCCCCUCCUCUAUCAGCCAGGUACACACCGCCGAGGACCCCGCCGCUAGCAGCAGCACCAGCAGCAGCGGCCAUGUCUACGCCGCGGUGACCGUCACCAACAGCUCGGAAGCCGUAGACGACAUCCGAAAGUGCGGCUAUUUGAGAAAGCAGAAGCACGGACACAAGCGCUUCUUCGUGCUGCGGGCCGCCAGCCACCUGGGGCCGAGUCGUCUGGAGUACUACGACAGCGAGAAGAAGUUCAGGAGCAGCCUGCGCACCGCGGCGGCGGCGGCGGCGGCCGCCAGCGGGGGAGUGGUGGCCGCUUCUCCCCCGAAGAGGGUUAUUUACCUCUACCAGUGCUUCACGGUGAACAAGAGGGCGGACUCUAAAAACAAGCACCUCAUCGCCCUGUACACUAAGGACGAAUAUUUUGCUAUAGUGGCUGAAAACGAGGCGGAGCAGGAGGACUGGUACGUGGCCAUCAGUGAGUUGAUGAGCGAGGGGAAGAGGGGCCACCUGGACUCGGAUGACUUGGAUGAUGGAUAUGGGACAGUCAGCCCUGGGACUGUGUUUAAAGAGGUUUGGCAGGUUAACGUAAAGCCCAAAGGACUGGGUCAAACUAAAAACCUCACUGGUGUUUACCGCCUAUGCCUGUCUACUAAAACCAUUCACCUCGUUAAGCUGAACUCUGAAACCCCCUGCGUUAACCUCCAGCUGAUGAACAUCAGGCGCUGCGGACACUCGGAGAGCUUCUUCUUCAUAGAGGUCGGCCGCUCCUCCUCCAUCGGGCCUGGGGAAAUAUGGAUGCAGGUGGAUGAUUCGGUGGUGGCCCAGAACAUGCACGAGACCAUCCUGGAAACCAUGAAAGCCCUGAAGGCUUUUGCAGAGUUCAGGCCGAGGAGCAAGAGCCAGUCGUCGGGCUCCAACCCCAUGUCGUUCAUCACAACCCGACGCCACCUGGGUAACCUGCCUCCGAGUCAGACAGGGCUGCAGCGGCGCUCCAGGACGGAGUCUGUGGUCGGCACGCCGCCCUCGAGUAAAAGUUCCGGGGCGAGCGGCUACCGCUUCCGGACUUCCAGCGAAGGCGAGGGGACGAUGAAUCGGCCGUUCCGCUCCGCCACGGGGAGCCUGGUCCACCUCAACGCCGCCCGUGGUCCUCACGGUCGCCAGGAUGGCGGCGGGAGCGGAGGCAGCUGGAGCGGCGUGGCCACGGGGAAUGCCGGCACUAGCACCAACAGCAACCGCUACGUCCGGGCUAUCCCGUCCACCUGUCACGCCCGCUCGGCGUCGCUUCCCGUCUCCCACUUCCCCUCAACCACCAGCCCGGUCAGCGUCUCCUCCAGCAGUGGCCACGGUUCUGUCUCCGAUACCCUCACCCGGCCAUCGAGUGCGUCCAUAUGCGGCUCCCCUUCUGACGGCGGCUUUAACUCCUCGGAUGAGUACGGCUCCAGCCCCGGUGACUUCCGGUAUUUCCGGGUUCGAAGCAACACGCCCGACUCUUUGGGAAACACCCCGCCAAUCAGAGAGGAGAACUGCCUUAAUGAUUACAUGGCCAUGGGCUGGAACCGGGAGGUGUUUGGCACCAGUGUUAGUUCUGGAAACAACAGCGGAUGCGAGACGCCACGUGAAGAAAGCACCUUAACUACAGAGGAUGAGCGUUAUUCUUCCUCGUCCCUGAGAAGGAGGACGCACUCUUUCUCCAGAGCCGCUGCCGGCACCACCGGAGCUUCUGGCAUUGCCACCUAUCAGAAAAUGACCCAGACCAACCUCUCACUGGAUGAGGGGUCAGAUGUAGUGUUGCCGUUCGGGAGCGGGCUGCUCCGCGGCGGGCCGUCCUCCUCCUCUUCCUCGCUCCGCUCUGACUACAGUUCCUGCUCCGAGCACAGCCAACAGAGCCGCCCCUCCACGCUUUCUAGGACGGAAGCCGGAGCCGAACGCCCUCCGCUCUCGUCCUCCUCUUCUGCCAAGGAAGAUGGCGGCUAUAUGCCCAUGAUGUGUGGCGUGGCUGCGUCGCCGCGGGACACUCCACCUGACUACAUGCCUAUGCAACCCUCCUCUUAUUCCUAUCAGAUCUCCAACUCUCCCCAGUUCCACAGCCCAGCUUUAGGGACGCGUUCCAACCACAACCACCCGCAGCUCCAAUCCCAAUCUUCCACAGACUCUCAUGGUUACAUGAUGAUGCUCCCAGGAGGCGGCGGUACAUCUCCUUCCUCUCUGCAGGCCUCCCCUAGUAGUUCUGCCGGCGUCGGGGGAACCAGCAGCAUAGCUGAGAAACCCGAAAAUGGAGAAUAUAUGGACAUGUCCUACAGCGGCGGUGGUUGCAAGCUCCCAAGUGAAGACACCACUGUGUAUUACACGCCAGGGACACCUGAGGGGGCUCUCAAGUCUUACAGCCCGUAUUUCUCCCUGCCGCGCUCUUAUAAGGCUCCUAGCAGAGAGAGGGGGGAGAAAGAAGAUGGGGAAUAUGUACCGAUGAGUUCUCCUGCCAAACCAGUAUAUUCGGCAUUUGCAAACGCUUCAGGACCAGAAAAAAGAAUAGGAGGCGGGGGUAGCACCUCCACUCCCUCCCACCCGCCUCCCCCCUACGGUGCUCACCAUACAACUGCAGCAAUGGCCGACCGACGGGUCACCAGGCCCACCCGCCUUCCGUUGGGUAGGAGGAGUUUCCAUGGUCCGCUGCGGGUCAGCGAGCCCUCCACGGCGCCCGCUGGUGUACCUAGCUCGGUCUCGGCGCCCGGCCUCCCCCAUGGGGGGCACUCAAGUCCCGGAGAAUAUAUCAAUAUAGAGUUGGGUGAACACUUCCCUCACCAGCAGCAGCCCCCGCCCUAUCCGCUGUCAGCUCAAGACGCCGCCCCCUCUCUGUUACCCGGCGAAGCUCGGUGCUCCCCUCCCCAGGCCCAGGACUACAUGAGCGUCGAGGUUGGGACAGACCAGCACGAUGCCGCUGGGUGUAAGAACCAGUCGCCCAGACCCAGCCUGGUAGCUCCUUGGAACCCGCCCAGCUACAUCCGACCUCUGGUUAGCAACUCUGGGGUCACCGGUUCAGGGGGUCACUGGAGGUCAGUCGGAGACGAUUACACAGAGAUGUCGUUUAACCUCAGCAGAGGUGAGAGGACUCAAAGCCCCACAGCAAUGCUGCAGCACCUCUGCAUCAUAGAGGGAUGCUACGGUCAUCCCGCCUCUGCCUCCUCAUCCUCCUCCCCUCCUCAUCCUCCAUUAACCCAGCAGCCGGAGCCAAAGGUGGUGCGAGCAGACCCCCAAGGCAGGAGGAGACACAGCUCGGAGACGUUCUCCUCCAGCUCCUCCAAUUCCACCCCCUCAUCCUCAGCCACGCAUCCCUCUCUGUCUCACCUCUCAGCCCCCAACACUAACGGAUCCCACCCGCCGGAAGAACAGACGUCCAGAUGGGCCAGCUCGGCAUCCUUCGACAGCGCAUGGAUGUCUGUGGACAACGGCGCCGAUCCGUCGGCUCACCAAGCCCAGCCGAGAAACACGGAAGCGGACCUCCCUGCAUCGGCCUCCUCAGGGUCCAGCGCCGGUAGAAUGUGCAGGAACAUGUCUGCCGGCUACCAGAACGGCCUCAACUACAUCGCCUUGGAGCUGAGGGACGACGGGGGAGCGACGGCGCCGGGGGCCAGUAGCAGCAGCGGGGGCGUGGCGGCGGCGGCGCCAGCGGGGAUGGUACCUCUGCCCGAGAACGGAGCCUACGCCAGCAUAGACUUCACCAAAUCGGAUGGAGUCACCACGACAACCAAGGACUGAGCGACAGAGGUCCACCAUGUGCCUCCUCCUCCUCCUCCUGCUCCUCAUCAUCUCUUAUAUUGGGGGACACUUGACUCUGCCUUUGACCUUUGCCACCCCCAACCCCCCCUCCAACAGUGACCUUCGACCUUCAGUCACACUAAGAAGCUGCUUUCAUCUGGUCGCAGACGACAUGACAAACCUAAAAAAAAUGCUUGCGGGUUUUAUUAUUUUUUUCAUUGUUAAAUGUUUUUGUGUUUUAUAUGCACAUCCUGUCCUGUUAAUCAUCCUCUUCAACAAUAGAUGCUGCCAGCGUUUGCUGCCCCGCCCCCUUUAGUUCAACACUAUUAUUCACCAGGCAGUGGUCAGUGAACUUUAACUGAGGUGUGUAAACACAAGCACAGGUAGUUUGUUUUUUUUUUCUCUCCUUAUGCGGUAUUAUUUAAAAAAAGGGAAAUUUUGAGCUAAAAGCAAAGGCAUUAUGGUACAAACUUGGAAGCUUGAAAUAUCCUUCUGUCGUUCACCAUUUAAAUUUGUUUUACCCUAUGCAUAAUCCAUCAUCCAGAUUAUUUAAAUUAGUUUUUUUUUGUAAGAACACCUUUUAUAGAUUUUUAUUUUAUUUUUAUUUUUUUUAACUCUUGUUCGGUACAAAACUUAUUUCUGGGUCCAUUUUAGCUUCUCCCUCAGAGUGCGCGCUCGUUUCCCAGGUACAACAUGGCUCCUUAAAACCUGCUGCAAUACUGCGCCAGUAUCUGUUUGUCCCUAUAGUGGGAAAACAAACAUUACAGUAUUUAUUUUGUAAGCUAUACGUUAUUUAUUUGUUUAAACAGGUACAGACGGUCCGCUACAUUUCACACUUCCACACUAAAGGUACUCAGCAGAGCGGGAAAAUCAAAGCCACUAGCUAGUUUUUUGAAACUUUUGUCUUUUGUAGUGGAAGGUUAAGAUCACCUGGAAAAAUUAGCUAAAAUAUGUUUCAUACUAUAUAAAAAAAAUGUAAUUCUACAGAAAAUGAAUAGCAAAAGUCAAACUAGGUAACAUAAACAACACUUUGAUCAGUUAGACUGCAAUAUUAGCCUCCUGGAUGCUAAAGCUAACAGCUAGCUUGGGCGGAGUCGACGUCAAAAACCAGCUGUCUUACAUUCUCUCUCUUUUUUUUUUUUUUUUUUUUUUGAACACUCUUUUGGAAAUCCUCUUAAACAUUCAUUACGAUUCAGUUUCAUUAAUGUUUAAAUAGAUGCUUCAAAUUAUUUGUAGUAACAUGAAGUUGGAGGCUCUGCACCACCAAAAACCUUCCUGAGUGAAACCCCGAAUCAAUGACACAGGAGAAAAGGAAAUACUACAAAUUAUAUUUAGGUGAUUGCCUCCUAGCUGCUAUUUAGUAAUUUUGAGAUUGGAGUCGAUUUACGUUGUGAGAAGUCGCUUUGGCUACUGCAGCAGUUAAACUGCUAACUGGUUAUAAUUUUUCAACAAGCAGUUGCUUCAUAAAUCAUAAGGAUCCCUUUAAAAGAUGGCAACAUUUUCAGGCUUUUAUCGACCAGAUAAAUGGUAUUUAAUUAUCCAUCGAUAGAUAUCACAUUAUGAUGACAUCACUGACUAUUUUAUAUGUUUAAGGACAAGAUUUUGGUUUCUCAAUUUGCCUUUAAAGGGGAAAUAAGAUGGCCAUCUAUCAGAAGAUCAUAAAGGAAUGUGAAAUUAAGAUUAUCCUUAAAACAAAAAUCUAUUCUUUGCUUUUUAUUUUUGCUUCCUACUACGUUGACCAUUUUGAACUAUGUUGAGCCUUUCCAGAAACAUCCCUUCCCAUCAAAGAGAUGUUGUUUUUACUUCAAAGAUCGAUUUAAAGAUCCAGAUCUGCCCACAGUAUAAAUAAUGUCUCCAUUAAGCCUGAUAUUUUGCAAAGAUUAGAUUUUCUGCCAUAUUUCCAACUCCUGUUAACACCUGAAUCUUUUUGGGGAUGAAACCUGAUUUUUUUUUUUCUCAAAAAGCCUUUCAGGAUUACUUUAUGACAUAAUUAUAAAUAAGAUUUUCCCUCUACAGAUGCCCACUCGGGCUUUCUGUGCUAUAACCACCACAGCUGAGUGGUUUAUAGGUGUCUGACUUUUUCAGUUAAACAAAAACUAAACAAAAGGUGAACUGAUGUUAUAGAGAACUGGAGCUUCAGUUAUUUUUAGCAUCGCUUUGCUUUCAAAUUGAUUUAGAAGUGGAAAUCAAGAGUGAUUUAGAUGGGCUCUCACUUAAAACCUUUAACAUAGAGGAUCAGAGUGAAAACAUCAGAAAUGAUUCAUUCUUAAAUAUUGACCUAAAAUGAAAAUUGAUUUUCUUUAAUAUAGUUGAUGUCUAUAUAUACUGAGAUUAAAAAGCUUUUCUGGUGGUUACGCGUUAUUUCCCCGCUCUGCUGCUUGUUGGUUUAUCAUUUUAUUAGAUCUUUGGUUCAGUUUUACCUCAUGGUCCUCAGAACAGUUCAUUUAGAAGUCUGGCCAACGGCUGGCGCUUGCAGCUGGAUGCACAGGCGUAAGACGCGGCGGAGUGACGAGAGCCACUCGUCCUCACGGGCUCUUGAUUUCGGUCGGUCAGGAUUUUUCACACGUCGAUGUUCGUCAGAGGCCGGGCAUGACGUCAAAGAGAGGGUUCCAGUAACCCGAGCUGCACGCCCAGGUGCAACAGGCGGCUUGCCGCCUCCCUCUUAAAUCAGUGUUCAGCAUUUCUGAUCCAGCUUUUUUUUCUUUUAUAUGCGCUUAAGUUCCUUUAUUUUAUAUUUAACUAUUUUUAUUUUCCCAUUUUUAAUUUUUUUUUAUUAUUAUUUUUGCACAGCCAGAGGAUGACUUUGAACUCAUGGCUUCAUCAGAGCUGAGCUGGGAGGGAUGACUGUUAGGAAGGCUGGUGUGUUCUUCAUCAAACGAGUGGCAACAUCUCCCCCAUCAAUAUAUCUCCUGUUUUUAAGUUCCAGUGUUAACAAAACCAUGUGGGAAACAGCUUUUAAGAGGUGAAUUUGUCAUGUAAGGGGGGGGUUAACUGACUGUUUCAUUGUAUGUGGAGGUAAAGGGGGUGAAUAACCUCCAAAAAGUGCUGUUGAAUAGUUUUAAGCCUGUGCCGUGUCUUACGUGUAUAUUUUCAAACAUUUAUUUUUUUUUUUUCAUUCGCCCCUUGAUUUACCUCCUUUUGAUUGAACAAAGAUUUAAUCCCAAGAGCGCAUAUAGGCCGUAGCGGCCAGAUAUAAAUGGGUUAUUGUUUUUCUUUUUUGUUUUUUUUUUUUAUGUUUGCAGACAAAUUUCUUCUGUACUUAUGCUACAGCGAUGUUUUGCGUUUGGGUUUUGAUGCUUGUGGCAGGAGAAAAAAAAAUGGUAGUGUUUAGAGUUUUGUUGGGAUUUUUGGACAGAUCCCUGUUAAUUUAUUCAGAAAUGUCCAUGUUGGAAUGCCUUCUUGUUGGACUUCUCCCCAACCCCAUUGCAGUUUCACUCAUAUCUCUCAAUUUACAGAAAAGGUUAGUUUAUUUUUUGGGCAACAAUGCAACCUCAAAUGUCCUCUAUGUUUUUAAAUGGGUACGAAAAUGAGGAGACUUGAUUCCCUUACAGAAGUGAAAUAAGGUGAUGCAUUAUUAUUAUUAUUAUUGUUGUUAUUAUGCAAACUUUAGUUUGAUUCUUCUCAAUUUUUUUGAUUUCUUUCCUACUCUAGUUUACAGACAGUAAAAAAAACACUUAUUUUUUUCGGAAAACAGAACAAUAAAGUUGUUUUUUUCUCUUUAAUUACUUAGGCAUUUUGCAGUUAUUUGUAUAAAAAAACAACCUGCCUAAUGUUUAUUUUUUGUAACUAUAAUCCAGUUUAUUUGCUGCUUUGUAGUACAGAUACGAGUCGGAGGCAAACACGAGGAUCAGAAGAUGAUCGUUGCCCCGUCUGUUUUUGUUUUGUUUUUCCCACCUGCCCUUUGAAUGCUUUUGAUUCUUGCAGUGGGCUUCGGUGGAAGCCGGGGAGAAGAAGUGACUCCCGCCCUGCCCUGCUGCUUGUGUUUCUAUUUUUCCGAGUUGAAUGCUGUUGUUAAUUAGCUUUACAGGAAAGAGAGAGGAGGAAGUGUGUUUCCUUUGUACAUUGAGGAAAAUAAAUAUUGAAAACCCUGCUAUUUUGCAAGUUCUGUCACUUAGAAACCAUGGAGGGGUCUGAAAUUGUCACCGUAGGUGCAUGUCCACUGUUAGAGACAUAAUCUAAAAAAAAAUA
This is a messenger RNA of Cyprinodon variegatus (sheepshead minnow), 8571 nucleotides long. RefSeq names its product insulin receptor substrate 2-B-like. Gene Ontology annotation, cellular component: plasma membrane; cytosol. The coding region runs from base 352 to 4383 and encodes 1343 amino acids. NCBI's taxonomy places the organism in Eukaryota, Metazoa, Chordata, Actinopteri, Cyprinodontiformes, Cyprinodontidae. The transcript has 2 exons. The record is from RefSeq and is a predicted model, not a curated record. Gene Ontology annotation, molecular function: insulin receptor binding; phosphatidylinositol 3-kinase binding. Gene Ontology annotation, biological process: insulin receptor signaling pathway.